AUGUCGCGCUCCUUUUUAGACUUAUGGAUGGCUUGGUCUCUCCUGUGCAUGGCCGCAUUUUUGCAUCUUGGAAACGCCAGUGUCCAGACCUGGGUCCAAGCGGGACCCCUGUACCGCAUGGCUGGUUCCAGGCUUUCCAUUUCCUGCAACGUGAGCGGCUUCGCCAGCGCCACUUCCAGGAAGGAAUUUGAAUUCCGUGUCACCAAGCUCGCCAUGCCUUCUUUUCCGCUGAAUAUCAUCAGCACGGCAGACCCGAGCUUCGGUUACGCCCAGUACCGCGCCAGGGGCCCGGACAUUGCCUUGACGUAUUUGUCGCCCAACUCUGUUCUCUUUGAGAUAAAAAGUCUCCAGCAGGAUGAUGAAGGAGAGUACGACUGCUCCGUGAUCAACCCAGAAUAUAUUUAUGAUGGAACCUACAGUGUGAAAACUACUGUCAAAGUAAUUAAUGACUCCCUGAGUGUUUCGUCGGACGCACCGGCCUCGCUGCACCACAACGAAGGUGAAUUGCUGGCUCUAACGUGCCGGGCCUCCAGCAACACCAUCCAGCACACCCACCUGUCUGUGGGCUGGUACCUCCAGAAGGAAAGUGACGCCGAGUCGCGACUCAUUCUGUCCCUGGACCGAGACUUCACAUUAAGACCCGGCCCAGGGUUUCUAGAGCGCUACCAAGCCAACCUGGUGAGACUGGACAAAGUCGGAGAGGCCGUUUACAGGUUGACGAUAGAUGGGUUGGAGCCAUCUGACUCAGGUCGGAUCUACUGCCGGGCUCAGGAGUGGAUAGAGGAUCCCGACCUUACAUGGUUCUCCUUGACGCAGAAGACUGCGAAGGAGACUGUGCUGGAUGUCAAAGGCAAAGAGCUGGCGCCAGACAAGGACUCCGUGGUAGUGAGGCUGUCGGCGCGGGAGAAAUCUCUGCAGGAGGGCCAGGAGUUGCUGCUCACAUGCAGCGUCGACACACAUAACCCGGAGGAAAAGAUUUUCUCCGUAGCUUGGCUCCAGAAAGGUGCUGAGCUGGCCCGGAUGGGCCCCACAGGGGUUCUGUCGGUGAGACCUGAGUACAGUCAGCGAGAGACACGAGGAGAGCUCAGGGCCACCAGGAUCAAGAACACAGAUCACCGCCUCGUAUUGCAGUAUGUCAGCGCUGAAGACCAAGGAGAGUACAUGUGCAGAGUGUGGCCCCAAAAAAGAGGACCGCGUGACAUAUUUGUGCAAGGCCAAGGCCAAGACUCCAACUCCCUGCCAGUCAGCAUCUCAGCUACAGUCAGUGAAAUGUCGUUGGAAAUGCAAAAUAGCGUGCAUGUCAAUGAAGGCGACAAGCUGACGUUAGCUUGCAAAGCUCGAGGAUUCAAGGGUCAGCUGUUCAUCACUUGGCAGCGCAAAGUAGAGCAGAAGCCCACGUUCAGCAACAUCAUCGGUCUGAGUCAGGAGGGCGUCGUGGAGACGAUGGAGGAUGAUGUUGCCCAUCGAAUCAGGGCUUCUCGGUCAUCGAAGGACACAUUCGUUUUGGAGAUCAAUGAUAUCAUGAUGGCCGAUUCAGGCGUGUAUCAGUGCGAGGUGUCUGAAACGAAUGGUCAUUGGAAGACCAGCAAAUUUGUGAAAACCACAAUGACAGUUGCUCCAAUCGCGUCGCUCGUGGAUGUGAAGCUGAGAAGUCGCAAUACCAUCGUGACUAUAGGAGACAAUGUAGAACUGAUGUGCCAUGUCAAAGGGCCACAUCUUGCCAAGAUGCUGACCUGGAGUCUGCAACGUGGCGCCUCGCCCGUAGACAACAUCCUGACCAUGUACUCCGACGGUGCUAUCAGAUGGUCUGGGGAACAACAGCGCUACCAUCUUCGGGUUGAUAAUGCACAAAAUGAAAGUGUUUACUACCUCUUCAUCCAUGGCGCUAGCCACAGAGAAACGGGGAGCUACCAGUGUCAAGUGUCAGUGUUCCAGAACAACGUUUAUAAACAGCUUCUGCCUUCCAAUCAACUAAUGAUCUUAGUGCAAAACCCAGCAAGUGACCUCAUCCUUACACCUACGCCUGCCUUGACAACAAAUAUCAAUAGUGAUAUCACCAUCCAAUGCUCCGUUGCUUCAUCUCACUCUGGAUCUUCUCGCUUCGCUAUCACAUGGAUUCUUCAGCAAGAGACUCGAAAUGUGACCAUCUUAAAAUGGGAUCGAGACUCCUCAGUAACAGUGGACAACAGCCAGCGGUUCAGCAUGAAGCAGACUAUGGGUCCCAAUUUUGAGUUGACCAUCAGGGAUUCACGAACUUCAGAUGGAGGUUUUUACGUCUGUGAGGUUGUGGAAUGGCUGCAAGACCCACAUGGUGAAUGGUAUCAUCUCCCUGCUGUGGCUAAAAACAUUCAGCUAACGCUCAUUGAGCCUGCACAUGAUCUCCUUUUGGAUGUAAAAGAACAGAUGCUCAUUGCAAAGGAAGGAGACAAAGUGCAACUCAAAUGUGAUCUCAUCUCAGACGUAUCCAGUAACACCUGUUUCUACAAAGUCACGUGGUUCUACGCCAAGCUGGGAUCUUCUGUUGAUACACCCCUAUUGGAGCUCAAUCAUUUUGGUUUACUCAGGUAUUCAGAGCAUAAAGAUCUUCAGGACCUGCAGGAGAGGCUCCGUCUUUCCAGACCCAAUUGGAGUAGCUUCGGCCUUGAAAUUCAGAGAGUCCACCAGGAGGAUAGCGGGAUGUACCGAUGUCGAGUGGAGCAGUACCAACUUGGUAAUGAAGGCAAAAUAGAGCAGUUGGCUUCGGCCGUCGGCAGUUCUAUUGUUCUGUCUGUAAAUUCCACAGGAGAGAGUGAAUCCCGCUCGGGCUGUGCUUCAGGCAUGUGGAUCAGCCUUCUCGUGGCUGUAGCGCUAAUCGCGCUGUUCGAGCUUUGUGCACUAUUUUUUUUAGCGCUGAGGCUCAAGAGGCAUCGAGCCAAGAAGCCCCCAAACAAGCCGGAGCCGUCUUUGUGGACCCAGCGCCUUAUGGUUGACACCAAAUUCACUGAUGACCAAUGA
Nerophis lumbriciformis (worm pipefish) is the source of this 2994-nucleotide messenger RNA. The record is from RefSeq and is a predicted model, not a curated record. Lineage: Eukaryota; Metazoa; Chordata; Actinopteri; Syngnathiformes; Syngnathidae.